AUGACUAUUGAUGGGAGCCAUAGGAAUAGUGACGAGCUUGACGAUGAAAGUCUCAACACGGGGUUAGACAAGGUAUAUCAAAACUAUAUGAUGCCUGGCUUGGAGCUGUACGACGCCAAGAUAUCGAUCAACCACUGGCAACUGCGAGACUGCUUGCGAUCUUCGUCGAAGCAGCCAGGAAAGUUGCUUUACAUCUUUGAUCACUCGGUGAGAAUGCUGGAUACGGGGCAAGCGAGCACGAUGGAGUAUUACAGACAUAGGAAGCAGGUGAAAUCUCGCAGGAAUAGCGUUAGUAACGCGAGGAAGAGCACGGGAUCCCGACUUCGAAGUUCCCAUAACGUUCCGUCUCAGAAAUUGGUCGAAUUCAACUUUAAACCUCGCAGUUUCACGGAAUCGCAGGGAUUGAUUGCAUGUGGUGGUCUUAUUGGACCAGACGAUAAGGGUUUUCCCACUAAUUGGUCGCGGAUCGCUCACGAAGUAAAUAACGGAUCGCCGAUACCGCCGCCCGCGGAGCCCGUGAAGCUUGCUAACAGAAACGUGUUAGCGGAUCACAGCAAUUACAGUAAUCCCAGCAUAUGGAAAGGUAUCCUGUCGCUUCAUAAUACCGAGACUGGUGCUUCUUCAUCUCACACAAUGGGGCAAUUCAUUAAUAAUUGCGUUACUUUGAGUCCGAGGUCAACACAGGAGUAUGAUUUAUACUCCUGCAACAAUGACGGGCAUCUUUACCAGUGCAAUGUUAACAACAGAGGGGUGGAGCUGGUGCGCAGGUACUCGGAUUUGAAAUUUGCUUUGAAUAAUGCGGCUAUCUCUCAUGAUGGUAAAACCUUAAUAGCCUCAGGCGAUUCUAACAAAUUUGCCAUUUAUAGACAAAAUGAGCUUGCCGGUCAGUUCUUUUUGUCCUAUGACAAUCAGGCGGAUUGGGGAAGCUCUAUCUCCAGAGCCAAACGUAUUCCCAGAUUUGCAUUGCCAGACGGUUCCGGAUAUGUUGACCAUAUCUACGAAGCCCCAGGAGGUGAUCACGGAUUCUAUAGUAGUUUCUCUGAAAACGAUCUUCAAUUUGCAACUUUGUUCCAAAAUGGUGUUUGCUUAAUUUAUGAUGUUAGGAAUAUGGGAAUGCCCCUCGCUGAAAUAUCAUCUACAAGGCCACACUCUCAUAAUGGUGCAUUUAGGGUGUGUAAGUUUAGCUACGGUUUGGAUGACCUGCUUUUCAUUUCGGAACAUCAGGGCAGGGUGCACGUUGUCGAUACCAGGAAUUUCAUGAAUCACCAGGUCAUUCUAAUUCCAGAUAAGUUGAAAACAGAGACAGAGAUAUCCAGUAACACGGGCGAUAUUUUAGCUGAUCUGAGAAGAAGGAACGCCCCGAUGGUUUCUGGCUUGUCACCAUUAUCCUCAUCUUCUUCACUGUCGACAUACGGAAGCACUAGCAGAAGACGUCAUUCUUUGCCUACAUCUCCUAAUCCGGCCGUUGAACCUUGGCUCACUACGGCAAAUAGUGUACCGCUCAAAUAUUUGGAGCCUCAAGUCGUCCCAUACCCAAGGGCUUUUAACAAGCUUUCGAAUAAUUUCAGCGUUCCUCAGCCAUGGGAUUCUGACGAAAAAGAAGUCGAAAAUGUGGAUGUUAGCCGUGGUGUGAGACGGAGAUCGUCAUUUAGAGUGAGGAGAUUUUCUACUUCCUCGAACAUUUCUGAAAAUGCGGAAGGUAUUGAUCCGGCAAUCCUGGGCAACUCGAUACCUGAGCAACAACAUUAUCAAGCAGUGGAUAAUUAUAAUUAUCCUGAACAGCGUACUGGCAUUUUUGCAAGUGCUACAAGAGACAGAGCUUCUUCGAGCAACUCUGUUGAUGAAGAUGAUAUUUACGAUGCCUACGCUGAUGUAAACUCCCGGGAUUCAACGUAUCCCAUAAGUGGAAGAUAUGGUCAUACAUUGAGAGCUUUUUCGAUAAAUUCCACUUCAAACUAUUACGCUUCCGAUUCAACAGAGGAGAAUAACAUUUCUGGUAUUGAUUGGGUCGAAGACUGCAACGGAUGCUCGCUAGUUAUCGGAACAGAUUAUGGAAUCAUGAAAUGGAACAUCAAUUCCUGGGCGAGGAGAAGUUUUUCAAGCUAUGAUUUCUGUUAG
Molecule: messenger RNA, 2118 nt
Organism: Torulaspora globosa
Lineage: Eukaryota; Fungi; Ascomycota; Saccharomycetes; Saccharomycetales; Saccharomycetaceae
Gene: GID11
Product: Gid11p
Exons: 1
Coding region: 1-2118 (705 amino acids)
Molecular function (GO): protein binding
Source: RefSeq, a predicted model, not a curated record